This is a messenger RNA of Pongo pygmaeus (Bornean orangutan), 2133 nucleotides long. RefSeq names its product sorting nexin 32 (gene SNX32). Gene Ontology annotation, cellular component: endosome. The record is from RefSeq and is a predicted model, not a curated record. Gene Ontology annotation, biological process: retrograde transport, endosome to Golgi. NCBI's taxonomy places the organism in Eukaryota, Metazoa, Chordata, Mammalia, Primates, Hominidae. The transcript has 13 exons. Gene Ontology annotation, molecular function: phosphatidylinositol binding. The coding region runs from base 555 to 1766 and encodes 403 amino acids.
UCCCCACCACUGCUUCCCAUUCCCCGUCCCCAUCCUGCCACCCUCACCCUCUUCCCCUUCCCCUUCCCCAUUGCCUGGUGGGCGCCAAACUGGGCGAGUGCGCACGCGCAGGUCGCACGUGGCCAUUGGAAGGAGGGGCCCGGAACGGCGGCACGGGGUUGUGGGGGGGUAGGGGUCAGUCCGCCGGGGACUGGAGGGAGACGCGGCACGCGGCCUCUGCGACCCUAUGAGCUCUGACCCCAGCUCCCACACUGUCGCCUAUCACCGGCCCACUCUCCGUGCCGCGUGCCCCUUAAAAGCUGGGGCCUGGGACAGGAACGACAGACAUUGCAGCCAAUGGCGUCACGCACGGUGCCCCGCUACCCAAUCGAAAGGCGCGGCUGAGGGAAACGCGGUGGGAACCGCCCCCGACUCCAGGCGACUCCUUGGCCGGGCGGGGGAGAGCGUCCCCGUCAGCUGAGAGCAUUCUCACUCGGUCGGUUCCUCGGGCGAGUUACGGGGACGACCUGCGGGAGCACGCGGGCAGUGGCCGGACGCUGAAGCCCAGGAGAGCGAUGGAGACGCAUGCGGAGGCUGGGAAGGAAGGCAAGCCUUCCUGUGCAUCGGUGGAUCUGCAGGGAGACAGCUCCUUACAGGUGGAGAUUUCUGACGCAGUGAGUGAGCGGGACAAGGUGAAAUUCACUGUUCAAACCAAGAGCUGCCUCCCUCACUUCGCCCAGACUGAGUUCACAGUCGUGCGGCAGCACGAGGAGUUCAUCUGGCUGCAUGAUGCCUACGUGGAGAACGAGGAGUACGCCGGCCUCAUCAUCCCCCCAGCCCCUCCGAGGCCAGACUUUGAGGCUUCGAGGGAAAAGCUACAGAAAUUGGGCGAGGGGGACAGCUCUGUCACUCGGGAAGAGUUUGCCAAGAUGAAGCAGGAGCUGGAAGCGGAGUACCUGGCCAUCUUUAAGAAGACAGUUGCGAUGCACGAAGUCUUUCUGCAGCGCCUGGCGGCCCACCCCACCCUGUGUCGAGACCACAACUUCUUUGUGUUUUUGGAAUAUGGACAGGAUCUGAGUGUCCGGGGGAAGAACAGGAAGGAGAUCCUCGGAGGGUUUCUGCGGAAUAUCGUGAAGUCCGCGGAUGAAGCCCUCAUCACGGGCAUGUCAGGGCUCAAGGAGGUGGAUGACUUCUUUGAGCAUGAGAGGACCUUCCUGUUGGAGUAUCACACCCGUAUCCGAGAUGCCUGCCUGCGGGCCGACCGCGUCAUGCGCGCCCACAAGUGCCUGGCAGACGAUUAUAUCCCUAUCUCAGCUGCGCUGAGCAGUCUGGGAACACAGGAAGUCAACCAGCUAAGGACGAGCUUCCUCAAACUGGCAGAGCUCUUUGAACGGCUGAGGAAGCUGGAGGGCCGGGUGGCUUCCGAUGAGGACCUGAAGCUGUCGGACAUGCUGAGGUAUUACAUGCGUGACUCACAGGCAGCCAAGGACCUGCUGUACCGGCGGCUGCGGGCACUGGCCGACUACGAGAAUGCCAACAAGGCACUGGACAAGGCGCGCACCAGGAACCGGGAGGUGCGGCCCGCCGAGAGCCACCAGCAGCUGUGCUGCCAACGCUUCGAGCGCCUCUCCGACUCCGCCAAGCAAGAGCUCACGGACUUCAAGUCCCGCCGGGUCUCCUCUUUUCGAAAGAAUCUCAUUGAGCUGGCAGAGCUGGAGCUCAAACACGCCAAGGCCAGCACCCUGAUUCUCCGGAACACCCUUGUUGCCCUAAAGGGGGAGCCUUAGAGCAGCCAGAGCUCAGCCAGACCCUACUCUGGGAUCUCCAGUGACCAGGGUAUCCCAACCCCUCUCUCCGGCAAGAUGUCUCCUUCCCUAGCACAGCGCCACUAGCCACGCCCUCACUCUGCCCCACAUCCUCUCAGGGAAAGCCCAAACCCCCUACCACCACCACCACAGGUGCCAGGCCCUGCAAGACACAGGGCAGCAUGGGCAUCAUAACUGGCCACAGUCAGCAGAGCCCCAGAGACCCCGACACCCCUCCCCAGGAAGCUGAGGAACAGCCUCUACCCUCACCCCUAGCCCUGAAGGAAUCAUAGCUCACUUGAUCCCAGCCUUUUCUCCUUCGCAAAUAAAAACCCUGGUUUUGUAGCAA